Adineta steineri is the source of this 2100-nucleotide messenger RNA. The record is from the annotation of a GenBank genome assembly. NCBI's taxonomy places the organism in Eukaryota, Metazoa, Rotifera, Eurotatoria, Adinetida, Adinetidae.
AUGUCUCAUAAUUUGUCAGAUGCUGGUCGUUUUAUACGUGGAUUAACUAAAUUAAGUAGACAAAUCGUAAAUGAAGCAACGAGAGCAGAUGAUCCUCGUCGACGCUCACCAUCAGUACUUGAACCUUUACUUGGACUUGUAUCAAAUGGUUUAACUCAUCUUAGUGGAAUUAAUAUAUCGAAUACUAUAUCUAAAACAGCAUGGAAAUCAAGUGUUCUUGUUCGUCAAACUGGUAUAGCUGCAACAAAUGCUAUUCGAACUUCAUCAUCCCCAUCACUAGUAUACACAUCUUCAAUUCCACCUCAUCUUAAGAUCGAUUCACCCAUAGUUACAACAACAACUACUGUAGUUAAAGAUAAAAUUCCAAUUCCAAAGUAUCCUGAAAUAGAUUCAUCCACAAUUACAACAACGACUACUUUAGCUAAAGAUAAAAUUCCAAUUCCAAAAUUUUCUGAAAUAGACUCAUCAACAACUACUCAUCCUCAAUUAGAUACAUCAACAGUUAAGCCAGCAACUAACUUUAUCAAAGAUAAAAGUCCGAUUGCAACUCAUGCUAAACUCGAUUCUACUACACCUAUUAUGGAACAAAAAUUUGAACCAUUAAUAUCAAUUAAAAAACUAGAUUCAACUACAUCUUCAACAAAAAUCGAUUCCUUAAAAGUUACACCAACUUUUUUUACUCCUUCCAUAGUCGAUGACUCAUCAACACCAUUAACAAUUGAAGAAAAUCAAAAUUUAGUUUCACCACCACCACCAUCACCAACAAAUUCUGAAGCUCAGGCACGAGCAGUACCAACAUCAAGAAUUGGUCGUUUAGCAAGUUUUGGUUCUCUUGCUGCUGGUCUUGGCGUAGGUGCUCUAGGUUCUAUGGUUCGACGUUCAGUUGGACUUGAACAAGCAUCUUCACAACAAUCUCUUUCACCAUAUUUAUCAAAAGCAAAUGCUGAACGUAUUGUUGAUACAUUAUGUAAAGUACGCGGUGCUGCACUUAAAUUAGGUCAAAUGAUAAGUAUUCAAGAUAAUUUUCUUGUUCAAGAUGAUAUUCAAAAGAUUUUCGAACGUGUUCGUCAAAAAGCAGAUUUUAUGCCUUUAUGGCAAAUGAACGAAGUAAUGACGAAUGAUUUUGGUGCUAAUUGGCGUGAUGAAUUUCAAGAGUUUCAAGAUCGACCAUUUGCUGCUGCUAGUAUUGGUCAAGUUCAUUAUGGUGUUUUAAAAAAUAGUAAACAACGUGUAGCUAUUAAAAUUCAAUAUCCCGGUGUAGGAAAAUCAAUUGAAAGUGAUAUUAAUAAUUUAAUCACAUUACUCAAUUUUUGGAAUAUACUUCCACGUGGUUUAUAUAUUGAAAGUGUUAUAAAAGUUGCUAAACGUGAAUUAAAUUGGGAAGUUGAUUAUAUACGUGAAGCUGAAUGGGGUCGUCGAUUUCAAUAUUGGCUUAGUAAUUAUCCUAUUUAUCGUAUACCAGAUAUUAUCGAUAAUUUAUCAUCAAAAAAUGUUUUAACAACAUCAUUUUUCGAUGGUAUUACUCUUGAUAAUGCUAUUAAUGAAAAUCAAGUUAUACGUGAUAGAAUUGGUACAGCUAUAUUAGAAUUAUGUUUAUUAGAAUUAUUUAAAUUUAAAGCUAUGCAAACUGAUCCAAAUUGGUCAAAUUUUUUAUUUAAUCCAGCAAAUAAAACAAUUGGUUUAAUAGAUUUUGGUUCAUCACGUGAUUUUAGUCCAAAAUUUAUUGAUAAUUAUUUAAAAAUUAUACGUGCAUCAGCUGAUAAUGAUCGUGAACGUAUUAAAGAAUUAUCAAUUGAAGGUGGAUUUUUAACUGGUUAUGAAACACGUGAAAUGGUUGAUGCACAUGUGAAUGCUGUUAUGUUAUUAGGUGAGGGUUUUCGUACAGAACAAGCAUUUGAUUUUGGUUCACAAAAUACAACACAUAGUAUACAUAAAUUAAUCCCAACUAUGCUCAAACAUCGUUUAACACCACCUCCAGAAGAUUCAUAUUCAUUACAUAGAAAAAUGUCUGGUGCAUUUUUACUUUGUACAAAAUUACGUUCAAGAGUUUAUUGUAAACCAAUUUUUGAACGUAUAUGGAGAGAAUAUAAAUCAUCAUAA